Nestor notabilis (Kea) is the source of this 2152-nucleotide messenger RNA. RefSeq names its product ralA binding protein 1 (gene RALBP1). Gene Ontology annotation, molecular function: GTPase activator activity; small GTPase binding. The coding region runs from base 61 to 2040 and encodes 659 amino acids. Lineage: Eukaryota; Metazoa; Chordata; Aves; Psittaciformes; Psittacidae. Gene Ontology annotation, cellular component: membrane. The transcript has 9 exons. Gene Ontology annotation, biological process: small GTPase-mediated signal transduction; positive regulation of GTPase activity; endocytosis. The record is from RefSeq and is a predicted model, not a curated record.
CCUGCUGCAGGUGUGAUGGACAGGUAGCAGAAGAUUUCACUUGGAUAUCAGGGAAUCAGAAUGACUGAGUGCUUCCUGCCUCCCACUAGCAGCCCCAGUGAACACCGUCGGGUAGAGCACAGUGGGGGUCUUGCUCGUACUCCCAGCUCUGAAGAAAUCAGCCCUACAAAAUUCCCUGGAUUGUACCGCACUGGUGAGCCUUCCCCGCCUCAUGACAGCUUGCAUGAGCCUCCAGAUAUAGUAUCUGAUGAUGAAAAAGAGCAUGGGAAGAAGAAAGGAAAAUUUAAGAAGAAAGAAAAAAGAACGGAAGGUUAUGCUGCAUUUCAAGAGGACAGUUCUGGUGAUGAAGCUGAGAGUCCUUCAAAGUUGAAGCGGUCCAAAGGAAUACAUGUCUUCAAGAAACCCAGCUUUUCCAAAAAAAAGGAAAAGGAUUUUAAAAUAAAAGAGAAACCCAAAGAUGAAAAACACAAGGAAGAAAAACAUAAGGAAGACAAACAUAAAGAGAAGAAGUCAAAAGACUUAACUGCGGCAGAUGUUGUAAAACAGUGGAAAGAGAAGAAGAAAAAGAAAAAGCCAAUUCAGGAGACAGAGAUACCUCAAGUGGAUGUUCCAAGUCAUAGACCCGUGUUUGGCAUUCCUUUGUCUGAUGCAGUAGACAGGACCAUGAUGUACGAUGGCGUCCGCCUGCCAGCAGUUUUCCGUGAAUGUGUAGAUUACGUAGAGAAGUAUGGCAUGAAAUGUGAAGGCAUCUACAGAGUUUCAGGAAUAAAAUCAAAAGUUGAUGAGCUAAAAGCAGCCUAUGAUCGAGAAGAAUCUCCCAACCUGGAAGAAUAUGAGCCCAAUACAGUAGCCAGCUUGCUGAAACAGUACCUACGAGAACUGCCUGAAAACUUGCUUACCAAAGAGCUCAUGCCCCGCUUUGAAGAUGCUUGUGGGAAGAGCACAGAGGCUGAGAAAGUUCAGGAGUGCCAGAGGCUGCUGAAAGAGUUGCCGGAGUGUAACCAUCUCCUGAUUUCUUGGCUGAUUGUGCACAUGGACCAUGUCAUUGCAAAGGAACUGGAAACAAAAAUGAACAUCCAGAAUAUUUCUAUAGUGCUCAGCCCUACUGUCCAGAUCAGCAACCGUGUCCUGUAUGUAUUUUUUACGCAUGUUCAAGAGUUCUUUGGGAAUGUGACCCUGAAGCAGGUGACAAAACCUCUUCGCUGGUCAAAUAUGGCAACAAUGCCAGCACUUCCAGAAACACAAGAAAGCAUCAAGGAAGAAAUCAGGCGACAGGAGUUCCUACUGAACUGUUUACACAGAGACUUGCAGGCAGGGAUAAAAGACUUAUCCAAAGAAGAGAGACUCUGGGAGGUGCAAAGAAUUUUAACAGCUCUGAAGAGGAAACUAAGAGAAGCUAAGAGACAGGAGUGUGAGACAAAGAUUGCACAAGAAAUUGCCAGCCUUUCAAAGGAGGAUGUCUCCAAAGAAGAAAUGAAUGAAAAUGAAGAAGUUAUAAAUAUUCUGCUUGCGCAGGAGAACGAGAUUUUAACAGAACAAGAAGAACUGCUGGCCAUGGAGCAGUUCCUGCGGAGACAGAUUGCCUCAGAGAAGGAAGAAAUAGAUCGCCUUCGAGCCGAAAUAGCUGAAAUACAAAGUCGUCAGCAGCAUGGCCGAAGUGAAACCGAGGAGUACUCUUCUGAGAGUGAAAGUGAGAGUGAGGAUGAGGAGGAACUGCAGGUCAUCUUGGAAGAUUUGCAGAGACAGAACGAAGAAUUAGAGAUAAAGAACAACCACCUGAACCAGGCGAUUCACGAGGAGCGAGAGGCCAUCAUAGAACUGCGGGUGCAGCUCCGGCUACUGCAGCGAGCCAAGUCGGAGCAGCAGGUGCAGGAGGAAGAGGACGCAGAAAAACGCGGGGUUGUUUCUCAGCAGCAGCAGCAGCAGCAGCAGAGAGACAGUGUCCUGGAGACAAAAGCAGCCAAAGAGCAGCCAAAAGCAAGCAAGGAGCAGCAAGUGAAGCCAUCACCAAGCAAAGACAGGAAAGAAACUCCAAUUUGAUCAGGCUCCUUGGAUAUGUGUGAAACCAACUGAACUGUGCAAAUUACUGUAAUUUGAGUCAAACUGCACAACUGAGCAUUGCUGGCUGUGUACAUUCUGUAAAGAAACCUUU